Molecule: messenger RNA, 2634 nt
Organism: Megalobrama amblycephala (Wuchang bream)
Lineage: Eukaryota; Metazoa; Chordata; Actinopteri; Cypriniformes; Xenocyprididae
Gene: nek11
Product: NIMA-related kinase 11
Exons: 17
Coding region: 114-2009 (631 amino acids)
Biological process (GO): protein phosphorylation
Molecular function (GO): protein kinase activity; ATP binding
Source: RefSeq, a predicted model, not a curated record
AAAAAUUCCGCUGCACUGUUCCCAUGACAACGACUUAACACACAGGAAGUUCAGAGCAGUUGGUCGAACGAAUUUCCGACCCACAGUUGGCUGCACUGGAUUCAUGACUGAAAAUGCCCAGAUUUCGUGAGCGUCCAGGCCAAACACACUGUCUUCCUUCCACACAAACAUCUUCUGACCCGAGCAGCCUGAUAGCUAACAGAUACAUCAUUCAGCAGAGACUCGGGAAGGGAAGCUUCGGCACUGUUUACCUGGUUAAAGACACAAAGGCAGUAGCAGCGGACAAACUGAAGGUGCUGAAGGAGAUUCCUGUUGGUGAUCUGAAACCCAAUGAGACGGUCCAUGCCAUUCAAGAGGCUCAGCUUCUCUCUCAGCUGAACCAUCCUGCGAUCCUUAAGUUCUACACCAGCUUCCUGGAGAGAGACGCCUUCUGCAUCAUCACUGAGUAUUGUGAGGACAAAGAUUUGGACUGUAAGUUGGAAGAGCUAAAACGCACAGGCAGGACGUUAUCAGAGCCUCAGGUCUGUGAAUGGCUCUGUCAGCUUCUGUUGGGAGUACAUUACAUACAUCAGAGGAGAAUACUUCACCGAGAUCUAAAGGCCAAAAAUAUAUUUCUAAGGAAGAACAUUGUUAAGAUAGGUGACUUUGGUGUAUCUUGUCUGCUGAUGGGGUCAUGUGAUCUGGCAACUACCUUCACAGGUACCCCGUACUACAUGAGCCCUGAAGCCCUCAGCCACAGAGGAUAUGACUCUAAAUCAGACAUCUGGUCUUUAGGCUGUAUCCUCUAUGAGAUGUGCUGUUUGGUGCAUGCUUUUGAGGGGCAGAACUUCUUGGCUGUGGUGCUGAAGAUUGUGGAGGGACCUACUCCAUCCCUGCCAGAAACAUACUCUCAGCAGCUCAACUCCCUAAUGCAAAGUAUGUUAGAAAAGGAUUCUUCACACAGGAUCUCAGCAGCAGAUGCUCUAAGGAGCAGGUUCAUUGAGGAAAGCUUGCAGAGCAUGAAACACAAGUUCUUUAGCCUGACACUGCGAGACAAGUCGAUGGGGGGAGAGAGAGAUGCAUCGCAGAUCCUGAGAGCACUGCAGAAGAAGGUACAUCUGCAGACACUGCGGGAGAGAUCAGAGGUGCAGAAAAUGAGCCCGAGAGAACGCAUGCGGCUCCGGAAACUCCAAGCAGCAGACGAGAAAGCAAGAAAGAUGAAGAAAAUUGUGGAGGAAAAAUAUCAAGAAAACCACCUUCGCAUGCAAGAGUACAAGUCCAAAAAUUUUCAGAAAGUCAGUGUGGAUGUUUUAAAGGUAAGAACUGAAGGAGGAGUUAACAAGACUCAACCGAUUCAGAGUGAGACACCAAAGGGAAACUCAGAACUGGCGGGAAGCAUUUCUCAUCUCUCCGAUAAGAUGUGCAAGUCUUUGUCAAAAGAUCAUGCAAUCCCAGAGGAUCCUCAGGUGGCGGAGGCAUUUUACUCCGUGGAUGAAUUUGAGUCAUGCUCGGAGGCAGAUUCAGAUGGAGAGGAAGACUCAGAGGAUAAUCUCCCCACAGACCCUUCCUGUCAGACAUUUGGACAGGACAGUGACCUGGAGGCCAUGAUCAGACACAUGGAGAAAGUUCUGGAUGGUGACUCAGAUGGAGCUGAAGCAGAGGAAGAGAAGCCUCAGCUGGGUUCUCUGGGAGUGAGUAGCAUGAACACCUCCAUGGCUGAGGGGAGAAUAGAGCGGAUGAGACGGUCUGUGUGUCGGAGGCUAGGAGAGGAGGUGUUCCUGAAGGUCUAUGACUACCUGAAGCAGGCCAGACAGAGGCAGGAGAGCGAGGAGAGCAUCAAACAGGCUCUGAUCCAGCUGGUGGAGAAGCCCAGUGAUUGCUUUGAAGUAGAUCAACUUCUUUAUUAUGAAGAGCUACUCUUGGCUGCACAGGAAAACACUGUUCGGGUGCAGAGUGGGCGUUCAGUGCGCUGUGGCCGUGACAGCCGUAUCACAGCUGUACCUUUAAUCGCUCGUUCCCAUCAACCAUGAGACCCUGACCAAGUGCAAUGAGGCAUAAUGCCAUCGAGGAGAUGAUAAUGCUGGGAACGCUGAAGAUAAGUAAUGCCUCCUCUUACUGAGAUAGAGAGAGAGUGUGUGCACUGCAUACUGUACAGUGUUUGCAUUCAUCUUUCUCCAAUAACCUGUCGGAGGUGCCCGGGGCCUAAACACAUUGCAUGUCAUUUUUACUCAUGAAUACAGAACUGAAUGAAUCGCAAAUAUUGACCAACAUGAUAUUGUUUUAUUUCUGUGUGAAGUACUGGAGAUUUGGCAGAUAUUUGCUCUAGUCUUGGAGGAAAUGAUCAGGUUUGCUGUUACAUUACAUCAGUACUGGAUUAUGUGUAAAUGAGUAUGCAUCUAUAAUGUGACAUUUUUUAAAAGUUUAUGUUCUUAAUGGUUUGUUUACACUAAUCGAUCAUAUGCACAUUUAAUUAACACAGGGAUAUAAAUGUGAUCUACUUGCCUGAAUUGUACUGCCAUUCAAAACGUGUUUACUAAUAGCAGCUUUGGCUACUUUCACUCAACAUUUAAAGAUUUUUGCUGCUUGAUUACAAUGAGCUAAUGCAGCAGAAAUUUUAAACAUGUUGUCACAACUCAGUUUUAUUGCUAUUAAGGG